Ochotona princeps (American pika) is the source of this 2309-nucleotide messenger RNA. RefSeq names its product ST3 beta-galactoside alpha-2,3-sialyltransferase 3 (gene ST3GAL3). NCBI's taxonomy places the organism in Eukaryota, Metazoa, Chordata, Mammalia, Lagomorpha, Ochotonidae. The record is from RefSeq and is a predicted model, not a curated record. Gene Ontology annotation, molecular function: sialyltransferase activity. The transcript is spliced from 12 exons. Bases 273 to 1397 code for a protein of 374 amino acids.
GCCCGACCCCCUGCUAGAGAGCCGAGGCGGAGAGCGGGAUUGGUGGUCCAGUCGUCCCCGGUCGCGGCCGUGCGCCCCGCCCGCCGCUGCGUCCCCACUAUGGCGGCGCCCAUGCAGCCCACCGCGUCGUGGGCGCCCGCCGGGGUCCCCCGCGGCUGCAGCCGCCGUCUGCACCGUCACCUGCGCCUUCCUGCCCCGCGUGGGGCUUGGCGCCGCCUUCCCCUGCCUCUCUCUGUGCUGCGGUCAUGUAGGAAUUUGUAAAUCAUGUGAAGAUGGGACUCUUGGUGUUUGUGCGCAAUCUGCUGCUAGCCCUCUGCCUCUUCCUUGUGCUGGGGUUCUUGUAUUACUCUGCGUGGAAACUGCACUUACUCCAGUGGGAGGACUCAAAUUCAGUGGUUCUUUCCUUUGACUCCGCUGGACAGACGCUAGGCUCAGAGUAUGAUCGGCUGGGCUUCCUCCUGAAGCUGGACUCAAAACUGCCUGCUGAAUUGGCCACCAAGUAUGCAAACUUCUCUGAGGGAGCGUGCAAGCCUGGCUAUGCUUCUGCCUUGAUGACCGCCAUCUUCCCCCGAUUCUCUAAGCCAGCACCCAUGUUCCUGGAUGACUCGUUCCGCAAGUGGGCUAGGAUCCGGGAGUUUGUGCCGCCUUUUGGAAUCAAAGGUCAAGACAAUCUGAUCAAAGCCAUCUUGUCAGUCACCAAAGAGUACCGCCUAACCCCUGCCCUGGACAGCCUCCGCUGCCGCCGCUGCAUCAUUGUGGGCAACGGAGGGGUCCUUGCCAACAAGUCCCUGGGGUCACGAAUUGAUGACUACGACAUUGUGGUCAGGCUGAACUCAGCUCCUGUGAAGGGCUUCGAGAAGGAUGUGGGCAGCAAAACCACUUUGCGCAUCACCUACCCCGAGGGCGCCAUGCAGCGGCCUGAACAGUACGAGCGUGACUCCCUCUUUGUUCUCGCUGGCUUCAAGUGGCAGGACUUCAAGUGGUUGAAGUACAUCGUCUACAAGGAGAGGGUGAGUGCAUCGGACGGCUUCUGGAAGUCAGUGGCCACCCGUGUGCCCAAGGAGCCCCCUGAAAUUCGCAUCCUCAACCCAUAUUUCAUCCAGGAGGCUGCCUUCACCCUCAUCGGGCUGCCCUUCAACAAUGGCCUCAUGGGCCGAGGGAACAUCCCAACCCUUGGCAGCGUGGCCGUGACCAUGGCGCUACAUGGCUGCGACGAGGUGGCCGUCGCUGGCUUUGGUUAUGACAUGAGCACCCCCAACGCACCCCUGCACUACUACGAGACUGUGCGCAUGGCUGCCAUCAAAGAGUCCUGGACGCACAACAUCCAGCGCGAGAAGGAGUUCCUGCGGAAGCUGGUGAAAGCGCGUGUCAUCACGGACCUAAGCAGUGGCAUCUGAGCGUGGCCACGGAGGCCCAGAACCCGCCAUGAGCAAGCAGCCUCUGCCGCCUCCCCCUGCACAGGAGUCGCCAGACCUAUGGAAGGACAGUGCCAAGAGCCCCCAGGGCCCAUGCAGCCUUGGUGGGGCAGCCGGAGCUGGGCCCGCUCCGAAGCCAGCCUCAGCCUCACUGGCAGCCUGGGUCCUUAAGGCCAGAGGCCAGGAGGUCACUGUCUGUACCUGGCAGGCCCAGCAUGCAGGAGGUGGGACACUGGGCAGCAGGGCUGCUGCCAGAAUCGCUUCUCCAAUCAGUGUUUGGUGUAUUAUCAUUUUUGUGAACUUGGGUGGGGGGAGGGGAGGGAUAAUUUAUUUUUAGACAAGGUUGGAGAUGUCCAAUUUGGUCCACUUGUUGUGCACAAAGAGGCACCCCCUCCCCAGAGGGCCCCUCAGGCAGUGGUACCACUAGGCUCCCUGUAGUGGGGAGGGAGGAAGUGCCAGGACCAGCCUGUACCCUGCUCCAGGCCGCCAGAGGUGAGCAGGAUCUUGUGCCAGGCCCCUCCAGCUCAUGAUUCUCUUUGGCCUUUCUUAUGGAGCAGACGUUGGGGGGGGGGGUUGGAAAAUGCUAACGUCCCCUGGGAGCCUCAGCAGCAGCCCCUGGGCUAAAGCAAAGAACUCUGGAGCAGAGUGGGCCAAGCCCCUCCCAGCCUUGUGGGGGAAUGGCUCCCCAUCUUGCCCUGGCUGCAGCUAAUCCAGAGGACAAUGCCCUGGGCCUGGGGCCCACAGCUGGUGAGACGUUCAGGUCUCGGCAGUGAGGCUACCCGUCCUUGGGUUCUGCCUUCUGCCUGGACCAGAGGGCUGGGAGGCACAAGGCUCCUCCCCGGGGCCGCGGCAGCCCAGGCAGCCCUCAUGGAAGCAAUAAAGCUCUUCCCUGAA